Molecule: messenger RNA, 1508 nt
Organism: Zingiber officinale
Lineage: Eukaryota; Viridiplantae; Streptophyta; Magnoliopsida; Zingiberales; Zingiberaceae
Product: transcription factor MYBS1-like
Exons: 2
Coding region: 130-1047 (305 amino acids)
Molecular function (GO): DNA binding
Source: RefSeq, a predicted model, not a curated record
ACCGUCGGUGAGCGGAUCAACCGAUUCGAUCACCAAUUGAUUGGACGCCCUAAUCAUUUAGCGUCACCGCCUGAUUCGCGUUCAUCCACCGCCUCCUCCCCCCUCCCUUAUCGCGCGCACCGCCACCCGAUGGUCAGAGCGGCAAGGGAGGCCGGGGGUGGCGCGUGGGGAUGGAGCAGGGAGGACAACAAGGCCUUCGAGGACGCACUCACGACGGUGCCCGUGCCGCCGAAGGAGGAGGGGGUGGAGGGCGAUGAACACGGAGGGAGAUGGUGGGAUCUGAUCGCGGAUAGAGUCCCCGGGAAGACUACGGUGGAGGUGAGGCAACACUACGAGGUGCUGGUGGAGGACGUGGAGGCCAUCGAGGCCGGAAGGGUCCCCGUCUUACACUACGGCGGGGAGGAGUCGCCGCCUUCUUCGAUGUUACCAUCUUCCUCCAAGGAGAAGCAGCACCACCACCACCACAACCAACAACAAGAUCCUAAUAGCCACCCGGGUUUGACGGAUAGAAAAAAUGGGAGGUUUGACAUUGGAGGACAGGGCAAGAAUUGCUCCAAGGCGGACCAAGAGCGGCGGAAGGGAACGCCAUGGACCGAAGAAGAGCACAGGCUUUUCCUGCUUGGUCUUGACAAGUUUGGGAAGGGUGACUGGAGAAGCAUAUCGAGGAACUUUGUCAUCUCAAGGACACCAACACAAGUUGCCAGCCAUGCUCAAAAGUACUUCAUUCGACUGAACUCCAUGAACAGAGAUCGCCGGCGAUCGAGUAUCCACGACAUCACGAGUGUGAAUGGCACCGACGCCUCCUCUCAGCAGGGCCCUAUUACUGGCCAGGCCAACACAAGUACCUCAGCUAUUGGGCCAUCUAUGAAGCAUCCUUCACAAACCAAUAUGCAAGGGAUGCCAGUGUACGAGCCACCGGUCGGCCAUCCAGUCGCCGCCGGCCAUAUGAUCUCAGCAGUUGGCACCCCAAUUAUGCUUCCUCAUGGCCAUGCUCCAUAUGUCAUGCCUGUUGCUUAUCCACUGCCUCCUCCAUCAAUGCACCAAUAGUCCUUAAAACUUCCUGCGGAAUCGAAAGAAAUUGGAGAUUACAGGUUUUUUUUUUGGUGCAAUUAUAAUUCAGCAGCUGGUCACUUGUAAGGAUCAUUAAAGACUCUUCACUGUAAUUAUGGGUGAUAAUUGCCCUUGAUUAAUAUCUGUUGAACUAGUAGAGGAUGUCUUCCAAUUCCAGUGCAGUGCUCUUCAAUCUUCGCUGCCAGGACAUGAUUUGGAAGCAGUACUGCCAUUCAGUCCAAAGUCUACUCGGCCUCUCUAACUUCUGCCAUUUUGUAUAUAUUAAUUCUUCUUUUUUUCUGUACAAAGCAACUUACUUUUGCAUUAUAAAUAAAUAAAUAAUGUUAAAUUUACAAUCUUGAGUCGACAUUAGGGUUUACCAUUUUCCGAAGUCAACUUUUAAGAUCGGUAGCUUUUUUUCAUGUAAUAUGUCAACUGAUAGAAAGGGUAAUUAAAUU